Molecule: messenger RNA, 5697 nt
Organism: Dermatophagoides pteronyssinus (European house dust mite)
Lineage: Eukaryota; Metazoa; Arthropoda; Arachnida; Sarcoptiformes; Pyroglyphidae
Gene: Cpsf160
Product: cleavage and polyadenylation specificity factor subunit 1
Cellular component (GO): nucleus
Molecular function (GO): nucleic acid binding; protein binding
Source: RefSeq, a predicted model, not a curated record
AUUUAGCGAUUAUGAAUAACUUCAGAUUUUUUUAAAAUUUAUUGGUUUAUUGUAGUUUUUUCCCACCCAAAAAAGAAAUGUACGCAGUUUGUAAGACAAUUCAUCCAUCCACUCAGGUGGAACAUUCCAUAUGUUGUCAUUUUUAUAAUUAUUCAGAAAAAAAUUUAAUUACCGCCGGUUUGAAUCAACUUAAAGUUUAUCGUCUGAUCAAUGUUCAAAUUGCAUCGAAAAAUGUUAAUGUUAAUGAUCCUAUCACCAGAAAUAUUCAUCAUUCUGAAGAUGAUGAUUUGUCCGAUAAUAUUAAACUCGAAUGUCUACAAACGUUUACGUUGAAUGCCAACAUUGAAUCAUUAAAUUCUGUUUCAUUUUUAGCCGCCAAUCGUGAUUGUCUUCUAUUAGCAUUUAAUGAUGCAAAACUUUCAGUGGUCGAAUAUGAUCCGAACACACAUGAUCUCAAAACUAUAUCGAUGCAUUAUUUUGAAGAUGAUGAUAUGAGAUCUGGUUAUACUACUCAUGUUCGACCUCCAUUGGUUCGUGUUGAUCCAGAAAAUCGAUGUGCUGCCAUGUUAGUGUAUAAUAAAAACAUCUUAAUCAUACCUUUUCGUAAGGAUGUAGUCGUCGAAGAUAAUCAAGAUUCAUUGUUUCUAUCAAGUCUGAACAGUCAAAAUACUCCAUCUAUGAACCAAAAAAAAUUACCAGUAUUACCAUCGUACAAAUUGAUAUUGAAUCCAGAACAAUAUGGAGUCAAUAUAACGAAUGUGCUUGACAUACAAUUUUUACAUAAUUAUUAUGAGCCAACACUGAUGAUACUUUAUGAACCGGUACAAACAUGGCCCGGUAGGAUAGCCGUCCGACAAGAUACCGUUUCGAUGAUCACUCUAUCAUUGGAUGUUCAUCAACGAGUUCAUCCUCAUAUAUGGUCUAUGAAUAAUCUUCCAUUUAAUACAUUCGCUGCCUUACCGAUUCCGAAACCAAUUGGCGGUGUGUUAAUAUCUGCCACAAAUGCUUUAAUACAUUUAAAUCAAGGUCUUCCACCUUACGGUAUAUCAUUGAAUGGCUUCAACGAUAGCAAUACUUCAUUUCCAUUGAAAACACAAGAUGAUGUCAUCAUUUCGUUAGACUGUUGUCAGGCUACAUUUAUUUCGAAUAAUAAAAUUUUGCUAAGCUUAAAAAAUGGAGAAUUAUAUGUUUUGAAACUUUAUAACGAUAUGACUAGAAGUGUUCGAACAUUCAAUUUCAUUCAUAUCGCAUCAUCCGUCAUAGCAACUUCUAUUGUAAAAUGUGAUGAAGGUUUUUAUUUUAUUGGAUCUCGUUUAAGCCAUUCAUUGCUUAUUCAAUAUGAUGAAAAAACAGAUAUGAAUAAUACGGAAAUAUCUUCUUCUACACGAUUUACUUAUCAGAAUGGUAAUAGUAAUGGAAAUUUAAUGAUCAUUCCUGAAUAUAAUGAAAAUAUUCAAUCUGAAGAUGAAUAUCUUUAUGGUGAUGAUUGGUGUAAUAAUCAACAAUCAAAAAGAUCUAAUUUAGAUGAUCGAUCAUUGGAAGAGUUUUUAGAUUCGAAUGAAAAACAUGAAGGAAAUGUUAACGAAGAACAAAGUAUGAAUUCAGAUAAGGAAGAGAUUGAAAAUAUAAAUGAUGAAAAUCCUACUCAAAGUUUAUUACGAAUUCAUCAUAAAUCAAUUGAACAACAUAAUUUAUCUUGUUCAUUAAAAUUAUGCGAUAUUAUCUAUAAUAUUGGUCCUUGUGGUAAUGUUUGUAUUGGUGAACCAAACAUGGCUUUGGAAAAUAUGGCCAGUCAGCAAGAUAUUCAUGUUGAAAUUGUUACCACUUCAGGUUAUUUUCAAACCGGUGGUGUUUCAGUACUACAACGUUCGAUCAAACCACAGAUUGAAACUAGUUUCAAAUUACCCGGAUGUUAUGAUUGUUGGACAGCAUAUAGUUCGAAUCUAUAUUAUUCGGAUAACGAUGCUAUGGUUCAUAAAUAUUUGAUUAUCACACAAGAAGAUUCUACAUUAGUUUUUCAAAUUGGUCAAGAAAUUAAUGAACUUGAUCAAAGUGGUUUCAUCACACAAAGUCCGACUAUUUUUGCCGGCAAUAUUGGUGAUAAUAAAUAUAUUCUACAAGUAUGUGCCCGAAGUGUUCGUUUGUUGGAUGGUACACGUGAGCUUCAACAUUUUCCCAUCGAUAUUGGAUCUCCAUUAGUUCAUGUUUCUACUGCAGAUCCUUAUGCUGUUAUUAUUUCGGAAAAAGGUUUGAUCAUUAUGUUGAGACUAAAAAUUGAUUUAGUAAAAAGUACCGCUCGUUUGGUUGUGCUUAAACCGGAUCUUUCAACAGCUAAAUCUCGUAUUGUUUCACAUUGUAUCUAUAAAGAUGUUAGCGGUUUAUUCACUACACAAACCAAAAUAACCGAAUCGAUAAAUUCGAAAAAAUCCACAAUCGUAAAACAAAAAAAUUCAGCUCCACCUUUGACCUCUACAAUUUCAACACUAUCAUCCGCAACAACAAUAGAUGAAGAAGAUGAACUAUUAUAUGGAAAUUCGAUGGCUAGUUUUUUAAAUAACAAUAACGAUUGUCAAAAUCAAAAUGAUCAACAUAUGAUGAAUGAUGAUAAUGAAGAAAAAUAUGAUGAUGAUGCCAAAAUUACGAUUAUAACAAAAACCGAACCUACAUAUUGGCUUUUUAUUGUACGAGAAAAUGGUGUUCUUGAAAUUUAUAAUCUUCCAGAAUUUAAAUUGGUUUAUUUGAUAAAAAAUUUUCCAUUAGGAUUACGCGUACUUGUAGACAGUAUUCAAACAACAGAUCAUUCAUAUCAAAAUCAAACCGAUAUGUUAACGAUGCCGAUUACCAAAGAAAUUCUUGUCUGUGGCCUUGGUCUACAAAAUAGUCAUCCAUAUUUGUUUGCUCGUUUUGAUGAAGAUUUUUUCAUUUAUGAAAUAUUUUCAUAUUAUGAAUCACAAGUUGAAAAUCAUUUAAAAAUACGAUUCAAAAAAAUUGGUUCUCAUCUUCAAUUUGUUAAAUUGCCAAAAUUUUAUGAAAAUAAUAAUGUUAACCAAAAUUAUUUGUACGAAAAUCGAUCAUGGCUACGAUCGUUUACCAAUAUCGGUGGAUUUUCGGGAGUUUUUCUUUGUGGUCCAUAUCCUUGUUGGUUUUUUAUGACUUAUCGUGGUGAAUUAAGAACGCAUAGUAUGGAAAUCGAUGGUGCAAUCAGUUCGUUUGCCAUGUUCAACAAUGUCAAUUGUCCAAAUGGUUAUCUGUAUUUCAAUGAUAACGAAGAAUUAAGAUUUUCAACGCUUGCAAAUCGUUAUGAAUUAGAUUCAUAUUGGCCUUACAAACAUAUUCCAAUCAAUCGUACUGUUCAUUAUGUAAAUUAUCAUCCAGAAAGUAAGACCUAUGCAAUUGUUACAAGUCGUUUAAUCGAUAUAACGAAAAUCGUUCGAAUUGGUGGCGAAGAGAAAGACUAUGAUUUUAUUGAAACCGAUUCUCGUUAUAUACAUUGUAAAACGGAACAAUUUGAACUUCAAUUAUUAUCACCAGUCAAUUGGACAAUCAUUCCGGGAACUUUAGUUCAAUUCGAUGAAUGGGAACAUAUAACUUCAUUGAAAACCGUAAUGUUAGCUUCCGAAGGUACUAGUUCAGGUCUUAAAGGAUACAUAGCUGUAAGCACAAAUUAUAGCUAUGGUGAAGAUGUGACCAAUCGUGGAAGAAUUUGGAUAUUUGACAUAAUUGAAGUUGUUCCAGAACCUGGAAAACCAUUGACCAAAAACAAAAUUAAGAUUGUCUAUUGUAAGGAACAAAAAGGUCCUGUUACUGUUAUCUGCCAGGUUUGUGGUUAUCUUUUAUCAGCUAUUGGACAAAAAAUUUACAUCUGGCAACUUAAAGAAUCACAAUUGAUUGGUAUUGCAUUCAUAGAUACACAGAUCUAUGUUCAUGCUGCAAUAUCGUUGAAAAAUUUGAUAUUGGUUAGUGAUGUUUAUAAAUCUAUUUCGUUGUUACGAUAUCAGGAAGAAACACGAACAUUAUCACUUGUUAGUCGUGAUCAUCGAUCAUUACAAGUGUAUGCAUGUGAAUAUUUGAUCGACAAUAGUCAAAUGUGUUUUGUAGUAUCAGAUGUAAACAAAAAUAUCAUAUUAUAUGCUUAUCAGCCUGAUCAAUUGGAAAGUAUUGGCGGUACACGUUUGAUUAGACGUGGUGAUUUUCAUCUUGGAUCAUUUAUCAAUUCAUUUUUUCGAAUUCGUUGUCGUAUACAAUCGAAAAAUAUUGAUAAUCGUUUAAAACAGACUUAUCUUCGACGACAUAUUACAACGUUUGCAACAUUAGAUGGUAGUAUUGGUUAUUUGCUACCGGUUCCUGAAAAAACCUAUAGACGUUUGUUGAUGUUACAAAAUUUACUUACUACUAAUAUUCAACAUAUUGCUGGCUUAAAUCCAAAAGCAUUCCGAAUGGUUAAGAUGAGAAAAAUGGAUCUUAUGAAUCCUAGCAAAAAUAUUCUCGAUGGUGAUCUUCUCUAUAAAUAUGUACACCUAUCUUUGAAUGAAAAAUUUGAGAUUGCCAAAAAGAUUGGUACCUCAGCCAAACAGGUCUGGGACAUUGGUGAUGAAGGCCAAUGGACGUGUACAUCUUCAUGGAAAACUCAUGCAGGAUCUGUAUGGAAAGUGACUUGGGCACAUCCUGAAUUCGGACAAAUACUUGCCACUUGUUCGUUUGAUAGAACUGCCAUUGUAUGGGAAGAGAUGGUUGCUGAUAAUAACACAAGUGAAAAAAACAACCAAUCUGUUUGGAUAAAGCGUCACAGUUUUGUCGAUAGCCGUACCUCUGUUACAGAUGUCAAGUUUGCACCGAAACAUUUUGGUCUUAUUCUUUCGACUUGUUCACUCGAUGGAAUCAUUCGAAUCUACGAAGCACCUGAUGUCAUGAACAUUACCCAAUGGUCUAUUCAAUAUGAAAUCAAUUGUAACAAAGCUUGUAGUUCUAUUUCUUGGAAUCCUUCGUUGUUUCGACAAAAUUUUCCAAUGAUAGCUGUUGGUAGCGACGAUAACAACGUACAAGGAUCAAAAAUUUUAUUCUAUGAAUUUAAUGAUCAGGCUCGUGAUUGGCAGCAAAUUGUUGAUAAAACAUUUAAAGAUGUUAACGAAUUAGUACAUGAUAUAGCGUUUGCACCGAAUGUUGGCCGUUCAUAUGAUCUUUUAGGAGCGGCUACAACUAAAGAUGUUAAAAUAAUUUCCAUAAGAUUGAUUGAAAAUGAAAAAGAUUCUACGGAACCUUUUUCGCAAACAUCAAGUGUGGCCAAUUCGAUCAACAAUCCACCGAUCGGCAGCAAACGUCGUUAUAAUAUCAAAGUGGUAGCUUCAUUUGAUGAUCAUGGCUCACAGGUAUGGAGAGUAUCGUGGAAUAUUACUGGUACUUUGAUGGCCUCAUCAGGUGAUGAUGGUGCCGUACGACUAUGGAAAGCUAAUUGUUUUGAAAAAUGGCAAAAUGUUGGCAUAUUGAAAGCCGAUCAAAAUACCAUACAUCCAAAUACGAUCACCGGUUUACGUGGUGUAAACAAUUUUACUGAAGAUCGUCAACAAGACGGUACAUCAUCAUCGGCUACAAAAUUUGUAUUCUCACAAUAAUUUUAAUCAAAUAAAAAUACGAAAAAUUUAUUAUUAUUACCAAAAUUUUUUUGGUAAGAAGGAAAAAAAAUGAUACUUUGGUUGAUUA